AUGCCCGAAGACCCGGAAGACGUGAAGGCGAGCCCGUCUACACCAACGCCAUUUGACGCUAGACUCAUCCCGGAGUUCGACGGUACAACGGACGUCGUAGAAUGGGUGACAAGGGCCGAGAUGUUGUGCGAGCUUUGGGGCGCCGCCUCCCAGUCCGUCUUACCGCUGCGCCUGACUGGUGGCGCGUUCGCCGUGUGGUCACAACUCCCUCAAGCCAGCCGCUGUUCUCCAGAAGCCGUGCGUGACGCCUUGUACGCGGCGUUCGCUUUGGACCAGUACGCGGCGUACGAGGCAUUCGCUACACGCCGCCUCCGGCCGGAUGACACUCGCAGAACAGUUCGCGCUGGAUGUAGGGCCGAAGACCUCGACCUGGUUAGUGUGCUGGCCCGGGCUCGUGCUGUACUCUCUGAUGAGAGUGUAGCUGCUGGUGUGGCUGCUGGAGCUGUAGUGACACAGGCUCGUGGUCAACCAACAACGGUCAGAGAGCAGCUUCACGAGCAACAAGUGAGAGCACCGAGGCGCACUCGUCGUUGCUGGAAUUGCGGCCGGCCGGGGCAUCUUGCUGCAGCAUGCCCGUGUUACGGGAAACGACGUAGGAGGGGACGCAUCAGCUCCAGCGUUCUCCUCCGGAAACCAGUGAGCGGCGCGUUGCCAGUGGUGCAGCUGUUAGUCAACGGACGUCGUUGUCAAGUGCUCGUUGACACAGGCAGCACCGAGACCAUCGUGCACGCUUCGUGUUGCAUGCGGUGGCAACCGCGGAUCACCAGCGUAACAACCAUCAGUGGAGACACGUUCCGGUGUACUGGAGUCGGCGAGGUGUCUGUGGAGACUCCUGCUGGCCUGUGUGCCAGACUCGAAGCACUGGUAGUGAGCCAGCCUCCCCUGGGCGCGGAUGUUGUACUUGGCAUCGCAGGCAUCGAGGCACUUGGUGGAGUCACGGUGAAGUCUGCCUCUGAUGUUCAAUUCUGCGGCGCUGGACAGCGACGGUUGUGUGGCACCGCUGCCCCUGCGCCAUUGGUGGUGGACGCCCCUGACUUCAGCGUGCAGUUCAACACAGUGAGUCGGACGUGGAUCGUCACGUGGAAGUGGACGAAUGGUGCUGCCCCUGACUGUCUCGGCAACACAGUGGAGCAGUACAACGUGCCCCUUUCCAUGCGACAGGCGUUCUGCCAGGAGCUGGAGUCGUGGAUUACAAGUGGUUGGCUUGUACCUCACGAUGAGCAGCAGCACGGGGCACCUCGGGGGCUUCUACCGCUCAUGGCAGUGCGGCAGAACAAUGGCGGUAAGGUGCGGCCCGUACUCGAUUACCGUGAGCUAAAUGACUGCGUGACUGCCUUCACUGCCGACAGCGACGUAUGCUCUGACCAACUAAGGAAGUGGCGCCGGCAUGGAGAGAACGUGUCCGUCCUCGACCUACGCAAGGCGUAUCUACAGGUGCGUGUAGAUCAGCAUUUGUGGCCUUUCCAGACCGUGAUGGUGAGAGGUCGGCGGUACUGCUUAACGCGCCUUGGUUUUGGCUUCAACAUCGCUCCACAAGUUAUGAAAGCAGUUGUCAAGACCAUCCUGGCUCAAGACUCUAAGAUCGAACAAGCAGUUUUGCCGUACGUAAACGACCUGCUCGUGAAUGAAGACCUGGUCAGUGCAGAGCAGGUUGCUGCACACUUCGCGAGUUACGGGCUGGAGUGUAAACAGCCAGUCCGUGUGGCGGACGGGCACGCUUGCUGGGUCUACGCGUACGUCCGGUGA
Messenger RNA from Portunus trituberculatus (swimming crab), 1746 nucleotides. RefSeq lists its product as uncharacterized. The transcript has 2 exons. Lineage: Eukaryota; Metazoa; Arthropoda; Malacostraca; Decapoda; Portunidae. Bases 1 to 1746 code for a protein of 581 amino acids. The record is from RefSeq and is a predicted model, not a curated record. Gene Ontology annotation, molecular function: nucleic acid binding; aspartic-type endopeptidase activity; zinc ion binding. Gene Ontology annotation, biological process: proteolysis.